GUUUUGAUUUUAUUCACUUGAUGAAAUCGAAACCAGAACCGCGGCUGUCCGGAAGAAAACUUUUAAUUUUAAUUAAUAAAGCCAUCGCUUAGUGCAGCAAAAUGUCGUACCAGUUGUACCGGAACACAACGAUUGGCAAUACGCUGCAGGAAACGUUGGACGAGCUGAUUCAGUACGGUCAAAUUACUCCGGCUUUGGCGGUCCGGGUGCUGGUGCAGUUCGACAAAUCGAUCAAUUCGGCCCUAUCCAAUCGGGUAAAAUCGAGAGUUACCUUCAAAGCCGCCAAGCUGAACACGUACCGGUUCUGCGAUAAUGUGUGGACCCUGAUGUUGAACGACGUCGAGUUCCGGGAGGUGCACGAAUUCGCCAGAGUGGACAAGGUCAAGAUCGUGGCAUGCGAUGGCAAAAAUGUCAGCGUAAACGACGAUAUUGGCCGAACGGAUCGAUAGAGGCCUCCGGUGGGUAGCGAACAGCAUUUACGGACUCUGAAAUGUGUGGCUUUGCUCUUUCUUCUAUGUAUGUACGUUUCUGGGAUGUUCUUUUAGGUUUUAGUUGUAUGAAAAUAAAUAAAUAAAAUAAUGAUUACCUAAAGUAU
Messenger RNA from Aedes albopictus (Asian tiger mosquito), 595 nucleotides. RefSeq names its product transcription initiation factor IIA subunit 2 (gene TfIIA-S). Bases 102 to 449 code for a protein of 115 amino acids. Gene Ontology annotation, molecular function: RNA polymerase II general transcription initiation factor activity; TBP-class protein binding. Gene Ontology annotation, cellular component: transcription factor TFIIA complex. NCBI's taxonomy places the organism in Eukaryota, Metazoa, Arthropoda, Insecta, Diptera, Culicidae. The transcript has 3 exons. Gene Ontology annotation, biological process: transcription initiation at RNA polymerase II promoter; RNA polymerase II preinitiation complex assembly. The record is from RefSeq and is a predicted model, not a curated record.